UUUCAUUCUUCAACCCUAGAUCACUCGUCCCUCUCGCCGUCUCCUUAGAUUUUCCGUAGAGUUUUCGUUAAAUUCGCGCUCGUGCAGAUUUGGUCUCUGCGCUUGAUUUCGAAACAUGGCGAUGAUCGUUGCGAAGAAACGCCUUCGGCUUGUGAAUCUCUCCGAGACUUCCCCUUGCGGAUGCAGAUCCGUUCGCCAAAAGAUUGUUUCUAGCAAAACCAACUUGAAGAUGGUUGCGGGAUCGCUAUACCUGCCAAAGGAAGACAAGUUGAAACCCAGAGGAGAAGAUGCUCACUUCAUGUGCAUAGAGGAGAAAACCAUUGGCGUGGCAGAUGGCGUCGGCGGGUGGGCCAAGACGGGUGUGGAUGCAGGGGAAUACUCCCGGGAGCUCAUGACUAACUCAACCAUUGCAGUUCUUAACCAGCCCAAAGGAGCUGUGGAUCCAAAACAGGUUUUGAAUGAAGCUUAUUCGAACACAAAGGCUCAAGGAUCAUCAACAGCUUGCAUAAUUACACUCAAUGGCCAUACCUUGCGCGCAGUUAACAUGGGAGACAGUGGAUUCAUGGUGGUUCGAGGCGGAAGAGUGAUAUAUCAAUCCCCUAUUCAGCAAUGGAGCUUCAAUUGCCCAUAUCAAUUGGGAAGUAGCAAGAAGGACCAUCCAGACUUGGCAAUGGAGUUGGAAUUGGAAGUAGAAGCAGGGGACGUUGUUGUAGCGGGAACAGAUGGGUUGCUUGACAACAUGCACCCAAGUGAGAUUGAAGAAAUAAUAAGGCCAUGUUUGGAACAAGACUCAGAUUCAGAUCCACAACAACUGGCUGAAAGCAUUGCAAACCUUGCUUUGUAUAACUCCUUCGACAAGUACGCCGACACUCCCUACGCUCGGGCAGCUAGAAAAGCAGGGCACCGCCAUCGCAGGGGCGGCAAAGUGGACGAUAUCACCGUCAUUGUUGCCUUACUCAAUCAAAUGUUACCACAGCAAGAUUGCCAGCUGAUCAAAUGCUGACGAUUGAACGGAUGAAAAUCAAAUUGGUUAUCCAAAGUCAGGCAGAAUCAAGUGAUCAGAACUUAUGAGAAAAAGUAAAAAAACAUACUUAAUUUAGAGUGCAAUUUGGUGGCUCACUCAUUUUGGAAGCUGGCUAGGUGAAGAUCAGAGAUUUUGUUCAGCUGCGUUGUCGACUCGUUUUCGAAGAGUACUGUUGGUGUUGUUAACUUGGGAUGUCUGUAAUGAAGUGUUUCGGAGAUGAAUUUGAGUCUCUUGUAAACUCAUUUGUAACAAGGGCCGAGCCAAGUUUUUUGAGCAGUGAAAUCAAUUCUUAGAAACAUAUCUGGUGUUUUUCUUA
This is a messenger RNA of Rhododendron vialii, 1340 nucleotides long. RefSeq names its product probable protein phosphatase 2C 55. The coding region runs from base 116 to 1003 and encodes 295 amino acids. The record is from RefSeq and is a predicted model, not a curated record. The transcript has 4 exons. NCBI's taxonomy places the organism in Eukaryota, Viridiplantae, Streptophyta, Magnoliopsida, Ericales, Ericaceae.